AUGACCGAACAGCAAUUAGUCGUCGUUGCACAAGUGAAGGAAGACAAACCGAUCGAAGUCCACGACAUGAUAAUUGAAACUUGGCUUUUUGAAAUUUGCGAGGCAUCCACCCAGUUUGCAGACGGCGACUUUGAACCGCCGGUUCAUUCAAACUGGAUAGACCAAGCGGAGAAAUUCGAGAUGGCACGGCUACUUUUCAAUGAGCUGCCAUUUGGCGACGACAACUCGAUCCGGGGACGCCACAAGUCCUGGGAAGACUUGAUGGAGUUAAUUGCUUUGGGGGUCCCAGGAAGCGAUGUCAUGGCCGUUCCCGAAGGUCCAGCCGAGGAAAGCCAAGAAAAUGCAAUUUGUGUGGAAGCUCCGGCGCCGCUGUGGAAACGUGUCCCGGGAAGCGAUGGCAUGGCCGUUCCCGAAGGUCCAGCCGAGGAAAGCCAAGAAAAUGCAAUUUGUGUGGAAGCUCCGGCGCCGCUGUGGAAACGUGUCCCGGGAAGCGAUGUCAUGGCCGUUCCCGAAGGUCCAGCCGAGGAAAGCCAAGAAAAUGCAAUUUGUGUGGAAGCUCCGGCGCCGCUGUGGAAACGUGUCCCGGGAAGCGAUGUCAUGGCCGUUCCCGAAGGUCCAGCCGAGGAAAGCCAAGAAAAUGCAAUUUGUGUGGAAGCUCCGGCGCCGCUGUGGAAACGUGUCCCGGGAAGCGAUGUCAUGGCCGUUCCCGAAAGUCCAGCCGAGGACAGCCAAGAAAAUGCAAUUUGUGUGGAAGCUCCGGCGCCGCUGUGGAAACGUGUCCCGGGAAGCGAUGGCAUGGCCGUUCCCGAAGGUACAGCCGAGGAAAGCCAAGAAAAUGCAAUUUGUGUGGAAGCUCCGGCGCCGCUGAGGAAACGUGUCCCGGGAAGCGAUGGCAUGGCCGUUCCCGAAGCUCCAGCCGAGGAAAGCCAAGAAAAUGCAAUUUGUGUGGAAGCUCCGGCGCCGCUGUGGAAACGUGUCCCGGGAAGCGAUGUCAUGGCCGUUCCCGAAAGUCCAGCCGAGGACAGCCAAGAAAAUGCAAUUUGUGUAGAAGCUCCGGCGCCGCUGUGGAAACGUGUCCCGGGAAGCGAUGUCAUGGCCGUUCCCGAAGGGCCAGCCGAGGAAAGCCAAGAAAAUGCAAUUUGUGUGGAAGCUCCGGCGCCGCUGUGGAAACGUGUCCCGGGAAGCGAUGGCAUGGCCGUUCCCGAAGCUCCAGCCGAGGAAAGCCAAGAAAAUGCAAUUUGUGUGGAAGCUCCGGCGCCGCUGAGGAAACGUGUCCCGGGAAGCGAUGGCAUGGCCAUUCCCGAAGGUACAGCCGAGGAAAGCCAAGAAAAUGCAAUUUGUGUGGAAGCUCCGGCGCCACGGUGGAAACGAGUCAGGAGAGCAGUUAGCCGGCGAGUGAGAGCUUUUGGUAGAGCUUUGUGCUGGUGUCGUUGA
Messenger RNA from Adelges cooleyi (spruce gall adelgid), 1434 nucleotides. RefSeq names its product fibrous sheath CABYR-binding protein-like. The coding region runs from base 1 to 1434 and encodes 477 amino acids. The transcript is spliced from 2 exons. The record is from RefSeq and is a predicted model, not a curated record. Lineage: Eukaryota; Metazoa; Arthropoda; Insecta; Hemiptera; Adelgidae.